AUGGACCUCAAAAUCAACGCGCUGACAGCUCGCCUCCGUGGAACUCGGCUUGGAUCAGCCACCGUGAAAACCCACUCGAAAUCGGGGGAAAGCAAAUCGGUUGACCCGCCGAGGAUGAAGAUGGUGCCAGCCGAUCAAAUCGAUCACGGAACUUCUGAGGGAAGGAGGGUUUUCUAUGAACAGGUGUGCUACCUUCUCAAGAAGAAGUGCAAA
Mesorhabditis belari is the source of this 213-nucleotide messenger RNA. NCBI's taxonomy places the organism in Eukaryota, Metazoa, Nematoda, Chromadorea, Rhabditida, Rhabditidae. The record is from the annotation of a GenBank genome assembly.